Desarmillaria tabescens is the source of this 2035-nucleotide messenger RNA. Its product is annotated as acid protease. The transcript is spliced from 13 exons. The coding region runs from base 144 to 1838 and encodes 564 amino acids. NCBI's taxonomy places the organism in Eukaryota, Fungi, Basidiomycota, Agaricomycetes, Agaricales, Physalacriaceae. Gene Ontology annotation, molecular function: aspartic-type endopeptidase activity. Gene Ontology annotation, biological process: proteolysis. The record is from RefSeq and is a predicted model, not a curated record.
UGUCAGAAAUAGUUUCAUCAGGACGUCCACUGCGGACUUCUUGGCUGUGUUUUCCCACCUGCGUCUUUCCUUUGUCUUCUACCAUAUAUUUACUUCCGGACCUUUCCUUUUCAUUUCGGAUGUACGCCAAGUGUUGGUGAUCCAUGAUGUGGUCAGCUUUCACGACUUGCGCCUGGCUCUUUGUUUUCGCCCAAGCUGUCGGUGUUGCUGCUCGGUAUGCGGCCAGGUCUUCACCACUCAUCCUUCCUCUUCAAUCGUACGCUCGUCGGGACGUCAAUGUCAAUGGCGCGCAUGCUGGCAUUACUACCGUGGGCAUGGCCACCACUCAAGCAUAUUUCGCUAUCCUCAAGGCUGGCGCGACAACGUUUCGGGUAGCGCUAGACACUGCAUCCGCAGAUUUAUGGUUAAUAUCUACCCAAUGUACCACGGACGUCUGCAAAGCAGUCCCACGCUACCCCUUGCAAUACAAGAGUGGUACCUUCGUUACGGUCAACAACAACUCGACGGCAUUCAGUGUUAGCUAUUCAGAUGGAACUGGCGCGGAAGGUUUCGUCGCGAAAGAAACCAUUCAGCUUGCCAACUUGACGGUAUCAAACCAAGCCCUUGGCCUUAUGACUUCGUCGAACGUGACAUUUACCGACGAUAUCAGUGGCAUAUUCGGACUUGGUUUUCCUCGACUCUCUAGUUUUUCUAACACUGUUACGAAUUCUACCCCUUUUUUCAUCCGGCUAGCGCAGCAAGGCGUCUUGGAUUAUCCCGUGUUUGGUUUGAGUCUCACUCGCAAUGACACAGGCUCGCUCUCUAUAGGUGCUAUUGAUUCAUCUGUAGUCACUAACAUCACCAAUGUUGGGUGGCAUGAGGUCGUAGAAUUUGCGCCCAUUGGCACGGAGAACAAUGUGUCCAGCUACCUGCAAUGGGCUAUUCCCCUGGAUAGUUUUGCGAUUAACGGAUCGUCUCUGGCGCCCUCACCGACAUACCCAAAUAUCACGAAUAAUGCCUCCCUGGCAAUGUUUGAUGUCGGAAACAACGGUAUAUACGGACCUUACCAAGAUGUAUCGCGCCUAUUUGCUGCGAUUAGCGGUUCCCGACUCGUUGAUACCAAUCUAGGAUUAUGGGCCAUACCCUGUGAUACGCUGAUUCCUAUGUCAUUUACCUUUGGGGAGCAGACUCUCACUCUUCAGCCCACGGACUAUCUUAUCGGGCCUGCGUCCGAUAACCCGAAUCUCUGUUUGUCUUGGCCAGGUGCCACAUCGCCCAGUUCAGAUGGCAUUGAUUGGCAGAUGGGUGUGCCUUUCCUUCGAACUGUUUAUGCUGCCUUCAGUUACGGGAUCAAUACCAAGGAGCCGCCCAUGAUAGGAUUUUAUCCUCUUAAAAAUGCGACUAAUAGCACGGAGUCCGUAGCAAUGAUCUCGUCAUUCCUUUCUUCUGCAUCAGCUACGGUGGCCACAGCAUUACCAAACUCUCUCCUAUCAACGCCCACCUAUACGACACCCUCUUAUACUUUCAACUCGUCGAUCAGUGCCCCCACAGGCGGGAUCGUUGCUACCGAGCUCGCCAACACCACCUACAGUCCUAUAUUCGCGCAAUAUGCCACCAAUAUUUCGGCGAUGCCUACGAUAGCCCCAACAGACGCAUUGGAAACAUAUAUCGUAACUGACACCUCUGGAGUAGUUACUACCAUCACUUCCACAGCAUCGGUAGCUUCUGUUACGCUUGGUAUACCACCCGGCUGGACUUCUGGUGUGGUUUCGCUCCACACCCCAUUAUCGAGGACACACUUCCUUUGUUUCUUAUUGCCUGUAGCUUUACUAUAUAUCUCGGACCAUCUAUUCUCAUAGGCUUUGUAUAAAUUGCAUUCGCACAUCUUCGAGCGUUUUCGUCCAGUUUCUAACUUAUCAUGUAGUAAUUAACCCGUCAUAGCUCUGAACAGGCUUAGCUGGGAAUUGCCGGCACCCAAACAUGUUGACUCGCAAUGUUACAGCAAGCAGUAACUAAUUCAAUCAAAAUCAGUGCUAGAUUUUAAAAAACAGCAUGG